UGGCGGCUCUCAGGCAUCACUGCGGGCAGCCUGGCGGCGCGGCGCGGGGCGGGGCCUGCUGCAGUCGGGGACGUGGCCGGAGCGGCCGGAGGGGAGCGAGUGCCAGGCCCUGCGGACCCUGAGCCAGCGCUGCUCUCGCCAUGCCCGGGCCCAGCCCUAGCGCCACCGGUGUCGGCUCCGCCGGCCGCUCCCCCAGCAAGGCCGUGGCUCCCCGCGCGGCAGGAUCCACAGUGAGGCAGAGGAAGAAUGCCAGCUGUGGGACAAGAAGUGCAGGCCGUGCCACUUCCACGGGUACUGGUGGGAUGUGGCGGUUCUACACUGAGGACUCUCCAGGGCUCAAAGUUGGGCCUGUUCCAGUUUUGGUCAUGAGUCUUCUUUUUAUUGCUUCUGUGUUUAUGCUGCACAUCUGGGGUAAAUACACUCGUUCAUAGACUCAGCUGCCAACCUAAAGCAUACAUCUUGGACCAAAAAUAUGGUGGAUCCUGGUUGCUCUUGGAGGGAGACUGGGGCAGCUUCCUAUCACCUGGUGAAGUCCUGUCAGCUUUGGCUCUAAUACAGAAUUAAUUCCUCAGUUUGCUAUUUGGGCAGGUUUAAAGUCUGUCAUGAGUCUUUUUAUAUUUGUAUCUGUACCCUUAGAAUACAAGUAUUGCAAUAAAAGUUGUAUAUGGAAAUAGAAA
This is a messenger RNA of Phalacrocorax carbo (great cormorant), 677 nucleotides long. Lineage: Eukaryota; Metazoa; Chordata; Aves; Suliformes; Phalacrocoracidae. The record is from RefSeq and is a predicted model, not a curated record.